This is a messenger RNA of Parasteatoda tepidariorum (common house spider), 2201 nucleotides long. RefSeq lists its product as uncharacterized. Gene Ontology annotation, molecular function: DNA-binding transcription factor activity, RNA polymerase II-specific; RNA polymerase II transcription regulatory region sequence-specific DNA binding. Gene Ontology annotation, biological process: regulation of nervous system development; regulation of transcription by RNA polymerase II. NCBI's taxonomy places the organism in Eukaryota, Metazoa, Arthropoda, Arachnida, Araneae, Theridiidae. Gene Ontology annotation, cellular component: nucleus. The record is from RefSeq and is a predicted model, not a curated record.
UUUCCAAACCGCCGAUGACUGGGACCAUCCACAACAAAGCGUGCGGAAAUACUAUGUGCAUGUUAUUCUCCACUAGGAAUAUACAAUGCAGCGCGCUUCAUUUUCUAUAGACUCAUUAAUAUCCGGCUCUCCUGCCGGACCUGGAUACAGAAAUCCAGCAUUUCAAUUACCCUUUUUCUAUAAUGGUUAUGUGUUCGUGCCACGCUCGGGACUUUAUUCAACCGGAGCUCUGAGUUUUCCAGGGCAAUUGCUCCCGGAUCAUCUCAUAAAUGGACAUAGAUUGCCCUUGCCGGACAUUCCCCAGGAAUGCAGGGGAACAAAUGCCGGAUAUACAGGAGCUGCAUCACCUUCAUCUACCACGAGCAACAAAUCACCUGUGUUUGAUCUUCAACACAGUCCAACGGAACAGCUGAGCAUCUCCAGAGAUUCCAGCCCCGAUGUGACCACACUGGACGAUGAUAUGAGUGAUCACUCCAUCGAAGAAGAUGUAAAAAGAGGAAGCUCGGAUGAUCGAAAAGGUAGGCGAAGGAGGACGGCCUUCACCAGUGAGCAGCUUCUUGAACUGGAAAAAGAGUUCCACGCCAAGAAAUAUCUCUCUCUCACAGAACGAUCUCAGAUAGCCCAUACUCUCAAACUCAGUGAGGUUCAAGUCAAAAUAUGGUUUCAAAACCGCCGUGCCAAAUGGAAAAGAGUCAAAGCUGGCCUCGCAUCUGGCAGAAUAGGAUCUGCCAGUGGUAACAAUGGACCUAAAAUUGUCGUUCCUAUACCCGUGCAUGUCAAUAGAAUGGCCAUUAGAAGUCAACACCAACAACUAGAGAAAACUCUGGCCAGAUGAAGAUCUCCCUUUCCGAUGCUCUGGAAUCGCCAUUUCAUGGAAUCAGUGAUUGAUUCGAAUGAACCAGUAGAGUCAAACUGAAACAAAUCCGAAGACCCACUUUGGCAUAGAAUCGAAAAAAACUUAAACGAACUUGAAUCUAUGGAUGGUUGACUGAAUGUAAACAAUGAGAAGCUUCCUAUAAGACCGGAAGAAACUUAGAAAACUUCCGGUGUAUCCCUCCGCUUACGAGGCGAUGUGAGAACAGGCUUAAUAUUCUAGGAAGUUUUAUUAUCGUGAUUUUUGUUCUAAUUUACGGGGAAUUUUGCCAUUCAUAAGAGUUUCCUGGAAAUUUUACAAAUUCUAACAAGUCGAGAGCCUAAAACAAACUUAAGAAAAUUGAUAUCACGAUGUAAAUAAAGUUUAAGGAGUGCCAUGUUUUGAGUGUUAUUUGGCUAUGUUUGUGUAAAAUAUCACUGUUUGUGCUUUUUGAAGUAACAUCAAUGCCUCGUAGCACGCUCGCAGAGUCUUGCGAAUUUUAUUGAUUCGUUGAAAAUGAAAUUGAAAGAGCGUGUUAUACGAUAAACAUUAAAAGUAUAACUAUAUUGGAUGGCUUAAAGAUCAAUCGAAAGUAGUCUCACUGAAAUCUUACGACGGAUUUUAACUCCUAGCGUCAUCUGUGCUUAGCUUUACAAUAUCAACCAUCCAUUGAUUUAAGCUAAAUUAGCUGAAUCUGAUGAUUUGAAUAGUUUAGUUUCAUUCGAAAUAAUCAGUAAAAUCUGUCAAAUCUAAUCAGCGCUGUUGAUUUUGACGUAAUCCGCAAACAUUAAUUAGAAUCAACUGAAUCAUUUGAGAAUACAAUAUUCAUUGAUUCGAAUAAUAUUCAUCUUAACACUGGUGAUUAGUUUUUAUUCCAACCAGUUCAUUCGAAUCUGUUGAUUCGUGUAAAUUCUAAUGAUCUAUUUUGACUCUGAUAUAAUUCGGCGAGUCUUUUGAUUUAAAUCGGUUGAUUCACUUUACUUUAAACGAAAUCUGCUUUUUUAAUUCGUGGUUUGAAUCAGUUAAUUGAUUUGUAUGUUUUUUUGCGAACAACGCAACUAGAGUUGGAUUUUUUUUCUUCAGUCAAUCAUUUGAAUUGUUAUUAUGCAGUAAUUUGACUGAAAAAAAAAUUUUUGGCAUGAAUUUUAAUGACAAAUUUUGCCCAUUUCGAUUCGUUUUGUAAACUAGCUUCCAAUCGUCUUUAUAAAGUAAGGAGAGACAGAAAUGGAGUACUGUUUCUAAUAUUCAUACAAUGGUUCAAUUUUACAUCCUAUGUAGAUUAAAUUUUAUGCAUUCUUGACGCAUAAAAGUUAUUGUAAUAUAAAUAAAAUGUAUAUUGUAAAUAUUA